Zonotrichia albicollis (white-throated sparrow) is the source of this 740-nucleotide messenger RNA. Lineage: Eukaryota; Metazoa; Chordata; Aves; Passeriformes; Passerellidae. The record is from RefSeq and is a predicted model, not a curated record.
AAGAAGCAAAAGUACAUGCAGCUGUAGAAACUCCAAAGUCAAAAGCAGGACUUGAGAAAAAAGAAGGAAAAACAACUAAAGCAGCAGUGCAAGAUAAACCAAAGAUGAAACAAGGAAAUCCUGGGAAAGAUAAAGAAUUGAAAUCUCCAGCUGCCACGAAAAAUAAAGAACUUGCUAAAGUAAAGGAAGGGAAGAAUCCUACAUCUUUAAGAGAAAAAGGUCCUUCUAACGUGACAAAGGAGGCAAGAUUUUCUCCGCCCAGCCUUCAGAAAAGAGCAGAUUCCCUGAAAGUGAAAAAUCUCAAAAAUCCAGAGAGCAUAAGAGAAAAAGAGACUGGAAAAAGAAAAGAUGUGAAGCCUCCAACAGCCUUAAAGGAGAAAGACUCUUCAAAACGAAAAGAAAUUAAGGCUUCAAAUAAUCCUAAGGAAAAAGCUGCAGUGAAAAAGGAGGGGGAGAAGAAAGCUACCUCAGAGAACACGCAUGAACACAAGCAUGAACGUGUUAAACGUGAAAAAGCUGUCUCUCAGAGCAAGCCAGAGGAGAAAAUGAAACAAGAAAAGACAGCUCCCACUGAGAAGUCAGCCCAGGCAAAGCCAGCAAAGCAUGUAGCAAUCAGACAUGAAAAAGAUGUUCCCCUUACAAAACCAGUCAAACCGAAAAACACCGCAAAGCCAACAGCUGAAAUCCCAACAUCAGCCACAAAAAAACCAAACACAAUUAAGGAAAAAGAAGAAUUUUAG